Molecule: messenger RNA, 2784 nt
Organism: Python bivittatus (Burmese python)
Lineage: Eukaryota; Metazoa; Chordata; Lepidosauria; Squamata; Pythonidae
Source: RefSeq, a predicted model, not a curated record
GGAAAACCAUAUAAAUCCUUGGAGUGUGGAAAGAGCUUCUCUCAAAAUACAUCCCUUAUGAGUCACAAAUGUCUCCACACAGGGGACAAGCCAUAUAAGUGCGUGGAGUGUGGAAAGAGCUUUCGUAGUAGGAGUGAACUUACUUCCCAUAAAAGGAUCCACACGGGGGAGAAACCAUUUAAAUGUGUAGAGUGUGGAAAGAGCUUUCGUAGUAGGAGUGAACUUACUUCCCAUAAAAGGAUCCACACGGGGGAGAAACCAUUUAAAUGUGUAGAGUGUGGAAAGAGCUUUCGUAGUAGGAGUGAACUUACUUCCCAUAAAAGGAUCCACACGGGGGAGAAACCAUUUAAAUGUGUAGAGUGUGGAAAGAGCUUCAGGACAAGUAGUCAACUUACUGUCCAUAAGAGGACCCACACAGGGGAAAAACCAUAUAAAUGCAUGGAGUGUGGAAAGACUUUUUGUCAAAACGGUGAUCUUACUUCCCAUAAAAGAAUCCACACAGGCGAGAAGCCAUAUAAGUGUCUGGAGUGUGGAAAGGGCUUUACUACUAGGAGUCAACUUACUCCCCAUAAAAGGAUCCAUUCAGGGGAGAAACCACAUGAAUGCAUGGAGUGUGGAAAGAGCUUUACUCAAAGCAGUCACCUUAUUGCUCAUAAAUCUCUCCACACAGGGGACAAGCUUUAUAAGUGCAUGGAGUGUGGAAAGACUUUUCAUCAAAACGGUACUCUUACUUACCAUAAAAGGAUCCACACAGGGGAGAAGCCAUUUCAAUGCAUGGACUGUGGAAAGAGUUUCUCUAAUAAUACAUGCCUUAUAAAUCAUAAAAGGAUCCACACAGGGGAGAAGCCAUUUCAAUGCAUGGACUGUGGAAAGAGUUUCUCUAAUAAUACAUGCCUUAUAAAUCAUAAAAGGAUCCACACAGGGGAGAAGCCAUUUCAAUGCAUGGACUGUGGAAAGAGUUUCUCUAAUAAUACAUGCCUUAUAAAUCAUAAAAGGAUCCACACAGGGGAGAAACCAUAUAAGUGCAUUGAGUGUGAAAAGAGCUUUCGUACUAGAAGUAAACUUACUUUCCAUAGAAGGAUCCACACAGGUGAGAAACCCUAUAAAUGCAUGGAGUGUGGAAAGAGCUUCUCUAAUAAUACAUACCUUAUAAAUCAUAAAAGGAUCCACACAGGGGAGAAGCCAUUUCAAUGCAUGGAGUGUGGAAAGAGCUUUCGUAGUAGGAGUGAAGUUACUUCCCAUCAUAAAAGAAUCCACACAGGGGAGAAGUCACAUGAGUGCAUGGAGUGUGGAAAGAGCUUUCGUACUUGGAGUGAACUUACUUCCCAUCAAAGAAUCCACACGGGGGAGAAACUUUAUAAAUGCAUGGAAUGUGGAAAAAGCUUCAGCACAAACAGUUCUCUUAUUUCUCAUAAAACGACCCACACAGGGGAGAAAUAUGAAUGCAUGGAGUGUGGAAAGAGCUUCUUUAAUAAUACAUGCCUUAUAAAUCAUAAAAGGAUCCACACAGGGGAGAAACCAUAUAAGUGCACAGAGUGUGGAAAGAGCUUUCGUACUAGGAGUAAUCUUACGUCCCAUAAAAGGUUCCACAUAGGGGAGAAGCCAUAUAAGUGCAUGGAGUGUGAAAAGAGCUUUCGUACUAGGAGUGAACUUACGUUGCAUAAAAGGAUCCACACAGGUGAGAAACCGUAUAAAUGCAUGGAGUGUGGAAAGAGCUUCAGAACAAGCCGUCAACUUAUUGCCCAUAAUUCGAUCCACACAGGGGACAAGCCAUAUAAGUGCAUGAAGUGUGGAAAGAGCUUUCGUACUAGGAGUGAACUUACGUCCCAUAAAAGGAUCCACACAGGUGACAAACCCUAUAAAUGCAUGGAGUGUGGAAAGAACUUCAGAAUGAGGAGUAACCUUAUUGACCAUAAAAGGAUCCACACAGGGGAGAAGCCACAUGAAUGCAUGGAGUGUGGAAAGAGCUUCAGAGUGAGGAGGCAGCUUACUGAGCAUAAAAGGAUCCACACAGGGGAGAAGCCACAUGAAUGCAUGGAGUGUGGAAAGAGCUUCAGAGUGAGGAGGCAGCUUACUGAGCAUAAAAGGAUCCACACAGGGGACAAGCCAUAUAAGUGCAUGGAGUGUGGAAAGAGCUUUACUAGUAGCGGUAAACUUACUUCCCAUAAAAGGAUCCACACAGGGGAGAAGCCAUAUAAGUGCCUGGAGUGUGGAAAGAGUAAAAGGAUCCACACAGGGGAGAAGCCAUAUAAGUGCCUGGAGUGUGGAAAGAGCUUUACUGAGAAGAGUCAACUUACUUCCCAUGAAAGGAUCCAUACAGGGGAGAAACCCUAUAAAUGCAUGGAGUGUGGAAAGGGCUUUAGAAUGAGGAGUACCCUUAUUGACCAUAAAAGGAUCCACACAGGGGAGAAACUGUAUAAAUGCAUGGAGUGUGGAAAGAGCUUCAGAACAAGCCGUCAACUUAUUGCCCAUAAUUCAAUCCACACAGGGGACAAGCCAUAUAAGUGCAUGAAGUGUGGAAAGAGCUUUCGUACUAGGAGUGAACUUACGUCCCAUAAAAGGAUCCACACAGGGGAGAAACCAUAUAAGUGCAUUGAGUGUGAAAAGAGCUUUCGUACUAGGAGUGAAUGUACUUCCCAUGAAAGGAUCCAUACAGGGGAGAAACCACAUGAAUGCUUGGAGUGUGGAAAGAGCUUCAGAAGAAGCAGUCACCUUAUUGUCCAUAGACGGAUCCACACAGGGGAGAAGCCAUAUAAGUGCACUGAGUGUGGAAAGAGCUUCACC